Molecule: messenger RNA, 1794 nt
Organism: Aspergillus wentii DTO 134E9
Lineage: Eukaryota; Fungi; Ascomycota; Eurotiomycetes; Eurotiales; Aspergillaceae
Product: purple acid phosphatase family protein
Exons: 3
Coding region: 1-1794 (597 amino acids)
Molecular function (GO): acid phosphatase activity; metal ion binding
Source: RefSeq, a predicted model, not a curated record
AUGAAAACACUCAUCCCCCUCGUCCUGGCCGCGGCCGUUCAAGCCCGUCCUGUGGUUGACGAUCGCUUUCCUUAUACAGGCCCUGCGGUCCCUGUCGGUGACUGGGUCGAUCCCUCCGUGAAUGGCAAUGGAAAGGGAUUCCCGCGUCUUGUUGAGCCGCCCGCCGUGAAGCCAAAAUCGGCACAUCCCAGCAACAACGUUAAUGUGGUUUCGCUGUCGUAUUUGCCGGAUGGUGUGAAUAUUCACUACCAGACGCCGUUUGGGCUCGGACAGGCACCGAGUGUUAAGUGGGGGAAGAAGAAGGGGGAGUUGGGGAAUGUCACGAGAGGGUAUUCGCAUACGUAUGAUCGCACACCAUCGUGCUCCGAGGUCCGCGCAGUGACGCAGUGCAGCCAAUUCUUCCAUGAAGUGCAGCUGCCCAACCUCGAACCAGCAACAACAUACUAUUACCAGAUUCCAUCCGCGAACGGAACCACCGAGUCAGAGGUGUUGAGUUUCAAAACAGCACGCAAAGCAGGCGAUCACACGCCAUUCAGCAUUGCAGUCCUCAAUGACAUGGGCUACACCAACGCAGGAGGCACCUACAAGCACCUCGUGGACGCCGUCGAAAAAGACGCUACUGCGUUCGCCUGGCAUGGCGGCGACAUCAGCUACGCGGAUAACUGGGCCUCUGGCGUUCUCCCCUGCGCGGACGACUGGCCUGUCUGCUAUAAUGGGACAUCUUCGAAGCUGCCCGGUGGUGUGGUGCCGGACGAGUACAAGGCACCCUUGCCGAAGGGGGAGAGCCCGAAUCAGGGAUCCCCCCGCGGUGGAGAUAUCAGUGACAUUUACGAGUCGAAUUGGGAUCUGUGGCAGCAGUGGAUGGGGAAUGUAACGAGGAAGAUCCCGUACAUGGUUCUUCCUGGCAAUCACGAGGCGGCGUGUGCCGAGUCUGAUGGGCCGGGGAAUGUGCUGACUGCGUACCUGAACGAUGACAAGUCGAAUUCGACGGCUGCCAAGGAGAACUUGACGUACUACAGCUGUCCGCCAUCGCAGAGAAACUACACGGCCUACCAACAUCGCUUCCGCAUGCCCGGCGCGGAAACCGGCGGCGUAUCCAACUUCUGGUACUCCUUCGACUACGGCCUCGCGCACUUCAUCUCCAUAGACGGCGAGACCGACUACCCCAACAGCCCGGAGAAGACCUUCGCAGAAGAUGUAACAGGCGACGAGGCCCUCCCCACCGAAUCCGAAACCUUCAUCACAGACAGCGGACCCUUUGGCGCUAUCACCGGCAGCUACAAGGAGAAAAAGUCGUACGAGCAGUACAACUGGCUGCAGAAGGAUCUGGCGAGCGUAGACCGCUCCAAGACGCCGUGGGUGGUUGUCAUGAGCCAUCGGCCGAUGUAUUCUUCUGCGUAUUCAUCAUAUAUGAAGAAUGUCCGGGAUGCGUUUGAGGCAUUGUUUUUGAAGUACGGCGUUGAUGCGUAUCUUUCCGGGCAUAUCCACUGGUACGAGCGGAUGUUGCCUAUGGGGAACAACACCAUCGACACAGCCUCCAUCGUGAAUAAGAACACCUACCGCACCCAUCCCGGCAAGUCCAUCACACACAUUGUCAACGGCAUGGCAGGCAACAUCGAGAGCCACACUGAGUUCAGCGCCGGCGAGGGAUUGACCAACAUCACGGCUGUUCUGGACAAAACACACUACGGCUUCAGCAAGAUGAGCUUUCUCAACGAGACGGCCCUCAAGUGGGAGUUUAUCCGCGGCGAUGAUGGAUCUGUCGGCGAUCAUUUGUUGUUGUUAAAGAAUUAG